AUGCCGUCUUUGGCAAAGCCUUCCCAGAAGGGGAGGGGGAAGAAGAAGGGUGGCAAGAAGCCCGCAAAGAUUGUACCCGAUCCGGAUGCUGCGUAUCGUCAGCAACUGGAUGAGACAGUAUACAUUCCCAAGGUGGCGCGCAAGAAAGUUCUUGAUACCUAUAGGGCGGCAGCUGAUAGGGCGAUCAUGGCGAACACUGUCGACGUAUCGUCACCGCAGCGGGAUGGCCACCGCGAAGGCCCGAUUUCGCUUAUCAAAGUGCCAGGCAUCUUUCAGUCUCUGGGUCUUUGCUUGACUGAUGACCAGAUUGAUCAAAUCACGGCAAUGAUUGCGCAGGAUCCUCAAUGCCUAUCUCAGGAAAAUGAUACGGUCUACCAGAUGGAGCCGAUACAGGGUCUAGGAAAUUUUGCCGACCGUGAAAAGCUACACGCUCUCUUAGUGGAGUUGCUCCACACCCGCGUCCUGGCAUACGACCCUCAGGUGCUCGCCUGUCCCCAUCCCCGAUUCACAGAUCGCGUCUCUUCGGUGGUGUGCAGCGCUACGGAAGGUGACAUUCGCUCCUGUUUCAACACGAUUUGGGAAGCGAGUGGGAGGAUGGUGAUGGUGACUGCGAAUGGGACAUGUACUCGGUGCGUUGCUGUGGAGCAGCUAGAGGGACUUUUGACGAACGCGCAAACCGAGAGCGCCGCCACGCAAAGUCUGACCCCAAAAGAGUUCCGGGACUUGUGCUUUUUUGUCAAGGGUGUGAACGACGAUGUAGUGAAGGAAGACGCUUUUUUGAACUGCUUCAUUCAUGUUCAAUAG
Leishmania braziliensis MHOM/BR/75/M2904 is the source of this 804-nucleotide messenger RNA. RefSeq lists its product as hypothetical. The record is from RefSeq and is a predicted model, not a curated record. The coding region runs from base 1 to 804 and encodes 267 amino acids. The transcript has a single exon. NCBI's taxonomy places the organism in Eukaryota, Euglenozoa, Kinetoplastea, Trypanosomatida, Trypanosomatidae.